Molecule: messenger RNA, 659 nt
Organism: Hyalella azteca
Lineage: Eukaryota; Metazoa; Arthropoda; Malacostraca; Amphipoda; Hyalellidae
Product: piggyBac transposable element-derived protein 3-like
Exons: 2
Coding region: 18-659 (213 amino acids)
Molecular function (GO): sequence-specific DNA binding
Source: RefSeq, a predicted model, not a curated record
GUGCUCUGCCAAAAAUAAUGGCUUCUAGGGGAAAAUUCCUGACUAUGCACGAGAUAUUAGGUAUAUUAGAAGAAGAUGAGAGCCAUGCAGACGUUUAUAUUGAGCCUAAUGAUCCCGGCCUAUUGACUGAUGAAGACUCUGCUGAUGAAGUGGAUAGUGAUAGUGGAUUGAUAGAUAAUUUGUCCGGCAGACAACUGACUGGUAAUGCUGAAGCUGUAUUCAAUGACGGACGACGUACGACUGAAGAUGAUUGUGAAGAUCAACUGAGUGGCAAUGAUGAAGCUUUUUUCCACAACGAACGUAGUACUACUGAAGAUGAUGGUGAGGCUCAUGAUUCUUCGCCUAUCAAUAACUAUAAGACUCCAAAAUGUAGUCUUGGCACUUCACUCACACCUGGUGACCGCAUAUUUCCUGAGGCAAAUUAUGCAAAAUAUAGAGAUUUUACUCCGGUUGAACUUUUUGAACUAUUUUUUGAUGAUGAUGUGUGGAAUUUGCUAGUGGAUCAGACAAUUGUCUAUGCAACUUUCAAAGGUGAAACAGAUUUCUUGGUAAGCAAAGAUGAAAUGAAAGUGUUCCUUGGAAUUUUGAUAGUGUCUGGUAUCGUUCCUUUAUCUUCUCGGAGGAUGUUUUUGGAGAAAUUCAUCUGUGACAAGAAAUGA